AUGAAAGAGCUUCAAAAGUUGAACGGGAGGGCUGUAGCCCUAGGACGAUUCUUGUCUAAAUCUGUGGAGAGAAGCCUCCCUUUCUUCAAAGUCCUAAGAGGAAGCAGAAACCCAAAAGAGGGUAUAACCUGGACAGCUGAAUGCAAAGCAGCAUUUCAGGAUCUCAAAGCCUAUCUAAGCACUAAGCCAUUAUUGAGCCAAUCUAUGAAAGGAGAGACUUUGUUCAUGUACAUAGACAUCUCCUCCGAAGCAGUGAGCUUUGUCCUUGUUCGGGAGGAAGAAAAUAUUCAGAAGCCUUGGGUCUUGGAUCUAUUAGGGCCUCUCCCUUUAGCCUCAGGGCAGAGUAAAUUUCUUAUUGUGGCAAUCAACUACUUCACCAAGUGGAUCGAGGCCGAACCAUUGGCUAGGAUUGCCAAGGGUUUCCGUGACUUUAGUGGGGAAUACAGCAUCCACCUCAAGUUUGCCUUAGUUUCUCAUCCAAAAUCAAAUGGCCUUAUGGAGGCUACUAACAAAUGCAUCCUCCAAGCAUUAAAGAAGAAGGUGGACACCGUCGUAGGAUAUUGGGUUGAAGAGUUGCCGAGCAUCCUAUGGUCGUACCAAACAACCCAUAAGAAUUCAACUAGGGAGACCCCCUUUAAGCUAACAUAUGGGGAUGAAGCGGUUACUCCGGUUGAAGUGGGCAUGUCGACUAUUCAGCUGCGACACUUUGAUGAAGACCUGAACUCAAUAGGACUUCGAGUCGGCCUCGACCUUUUAGAAGAAGUCAGAGAGAAAGCACUUCAUACUUAG
Molecule: messenger RNA, 789 nt
Organism: Asparagus officinalis (garden asparagus)
Lineage: Eukaryota; Viridiplantae; Streptophyta; Magnoliopsida; Asparagales; Asparagaceae
Exons: 3
Coding region: 1-789 (262 amino acids)
Molecular function (GO): nucleic acid binding
Source: RefSeq, a predicted model, not a curated record